Phycomyces blakesleeanus NRRL 1555(-) is the source of this 929-nucleotide messenger RNA. RefSeq lists its product as hypothetical. Gene Ontology annotation, cellular component: mitochondrion. Bases 6 to 854 code for a protein of 282 amino acids. The transcript is spliced from 5 exons. Lineage: Eukaryota; Fungi; Mucoromycota; Mucoromycetes; Mucorales; Phycomycetaceae. Gene Ontology annotation, molecular function: protein-containing complex binding. The record is from RefSeq and is a predicted model, not a curated record.
UGACAAUGGCACAACCUUUUGCUCGAAAACUUCUUGUAGUUGGUGGGAGCGGAUUCUUGGGUCAGAGUGUUUGUCAAAUGGCAGUUAGAAAAGGGUGGGAGACGAUCAGUUUAAGUCGGAGAGGGGAGCCUAUUUCUUUCAGCGAAAAAGGAAGGCCUGAAUGGGCAGAAAAUGUGAAGUGGGCGUCUGGAAAUUCAUUGGAGCCGAACACAUUUAAAGAUGUGCUUCAUGGUGUUACUGAUGUGGUUCACACAGUUGGGAUACUUUUAGAAAGUGAUUACAAGGCUGUAAUUCAAGCAAAGACAACAUGUGAUGCAGCCAAGGGAGUAGCAAAUGUAUUGGCUGAGGUAGCUGGUAUGAAAGACGAUGGGAAUCCUCUGGAUCCUAAAAACCAACAAAGAGCAGGAUCUGCGACAUAUGAAACUAUGAACAGGGAUACAGCCAUUUCUGUUGCCAAAGAGGUCAUGAGACUGCCUUCCCUGGAUUCCUUUGUAUACAUAUCUGCUUCUGAUGUAUUUCCACUGGUCAAUCCUCGCUACAUAACAACCAAACGUGAAGCCGAAUCCUUUUUACUUUCUCACCGUAGUAUACGCUCAAUUGUCCUUCGACCAGGGUUCAUGUACAGUGACCAGCGACCAGCAGCAGCCUUUAUGGCAACAAAUCUUCAACUAGUUAACACAAUCACUAGCCCUAUUUCAAAGGGAUUAAGAAGUCUGCCAUUCGGAAAAGUGCUUACUACACCACCUCUCCACAUUAACACAGUAGCAGCAGCGGUUAUAUCUAGUAUUGAGAACUCUGAAACUAAAGGCAUUUUUGAUGUUCAAAGUAUUCAAGAGAUGGCAGUUCGAUACUAAACUUAUAUAUUGUGAUAUGCAUCUAAACCUAACUAAGUCUAUAAAUAAGUAAAGGUUGAACUGGUGCCUACAUGC